GUCCGAGAAGAAAAACAAGAGGUUUUCAUAAUCUACUGCCUGCAACAUGAGAACCAGGUGCUGCUGUUUCUGUAUCUGUGUGUUUGCAGUAUUGUUAAACAAAGCGUGUCUGCAGGUCACUGUUGAAGGUGAAGUCGGAGGCUCUGCUGUCUUGCCCUGUUCUUCUAUUGACAAUCAUCUUAAAGAAGAAGAUAUAACGGUUUAUUGGAGACAUAAUAGCAGCCAAAAUGUUUAUGACAUAAUUGAAGGUAAAGGAUUGGUGGAGAGGCAGGACCCGGCGUACAAGAACAGAGCUGAAACCUUCCCUACUGAGUAUAUGAAAGGAAACUUCUCGCUCAAACUCAAUAACCUUCAAUUUAAUGAUUCAGGAAAGUACAUCUGCUACAUCACAAAGGCACAUAAAAAUCCAAGCACGCAGCUUUUUGUCAAAGAUGGAGGAAACCAUGGAGCAGCAACAAGAGCAGAGAGGAUUGUGUCAUCUUUAAUUCUGCUCCAUAUUCUGCAGUAUAUAUGA
Messenger RNA from Sinocyclocheilus rhinocerous, 514 nucleotides. RefSeq names its product CD276 antigen homolog. Gene Ontology annotation, cellular component: external side of plasma membrane. Gene Ontology annotation, biological process: cell surface receptor signaling pathway; immune response; T cell costimulation. The record is from RefSeq and is a predicted model, not a curated record. The transcript is spliced from 4 exons. Lineage: Eukaryota; Metazoa; Chordata; Actinopteri; Cypriniformes; Cyprinidae. Bases 47 to 514 code for a protein of 155 amino acids.